UAGUUUUUAGCUAGUUAUAUCUUUUUAGUUCAAUUUUAGUUCAGUGCGACUAUAUCGAUUGAACACGGCCACGCAGACACAGGAUUUGAUUCGGAUUUGAACACAACUCUGUUUUCUCGACUAUCUAUAUCACUUCAGUAUUCACAGUAUUCCACUUCAGGAAUUAAGGAGGUUGGUAAAUCGAUAUGGAAGCUCUUUUGUUAGCCCUAACUAUCACUCAGUACGUUGCUAUGGUAACUGCCAAUCAAAACAUCUGUCCAGCUGUAAGGUACUCAGGAUCCUUCAAGGCUGAUAACCACGUGUCUGACCACGCCCUCCUGGGACAUUCAUAUAAAAACGUCACGACCUCCAACAUCAAAGAGUGUUUCAAUAUCUGCGUGAUGGACUGCGCAUGCGUGUCCUAUCAACUGUUUGGCAAACGUUGCGAGUUGCUGGACGGGGACAGACAYACAGCACCAAUAGACUUCAAACGGAAAACUGGCUACAAGUACUACGAACUCAAACAAAGGAUUUCACUGCCCCAGAAUGCUCCAUCAGUUUGCACGGGACAUUGCAGAAAUGGCUGUUGUAGUUUUGUGACCUGUCUCAAUGGAGGAACUUGUAUCGAGCAGUGUGAUGACGUCAAGCGAAAGUUCCAGUGCCUUUGUAUCCCAGGGAUCUUCACAGGCAGAAUGUGCGAGAAGCCCAUGACGUGUGCCGCGCAUGGCAAAGGACUUGUUUCUGGACUUUAUCCCAUCACUUUACCUUCUGGCAACAAGAUGAAUGUUUACUGUGAUUUCCAUUCACAACCAGGUUUUGUCUGGACUCUGAUAGAGUCGUUUGCUUUUGCUAAUAUGUUAAAGUACCAAGCCAAAUCGUUCACCACGGAUUUUCCUGUCAACCAAACGGGUACUUUUAACUGGACUGACUACCGCCUGUCUCGCCUGGUCAUGCUGCACAUCAGAAGUAACUCGACUCUCUUUAGAGCCACAUGUAAGUACGAGACUGAUGGGCUCCUCACGCGAGACUACAUUCGAGGUUUGCUGACCAACUUUGACAUCAUCAUGCAUGCAAGUGGAACCAUUUGUGCGCAUGUGCAGUACAUUAACGUACGAGGAAUCAACUGUAGCGAAUGUACAACUCAUUGCUAUCAAGGUCCAUAUCAUGCUUUUGUAGACAGUGGACUGGGAUCUAUAGAAGGAUGUCAGUGGGAUGGGAGACAAGGCAGCCAAAGGCUAUGGUCGAACAAGCUAAACCGAUAUAUGUAUGAUGAUAAUUUUGGUUUCUAUUCUAUUCAUAAUCAAGAACAUCGAUGCUCCUCUUCCCACUCUUCUACCACUCAAUGGUGGCUUGGUAAUCCCGAGUACAGCCCAAAUAAUUAACUGAUGUCAUGAAGUCACAAACAGACU
Molecule: messenger RNA, 1388 nt
Organism: Actinia tenebrosa (Australian red waratah sea anemone)
Lineage: Eukaryota; Metazoa; Cnidaria; Anthozoa; Actiniaria; Actiniidae
Source: RefSeq, a predicted model, not a curated record